AAUCCGCACGUGCAGGUGUGUUUGCAUGAUUCGGUUGUUAGCUCUUUCAUGGCUGUAAGUAACUGUAGCCCAUGGAUGAUGGUACUGAUUGCUUUCCCUAUGCACUGCCCACAGGAGGGACUAUGGAUAGUGAAUCUGCAUGAUUAUGGAUCUACUAGUCACUCUCCUCUCCCUUAGUCCAAUGUCAGGCAUUGUCAUGGAGAGGGUUGGCAUGGAUCACUGCUUCUGGAGCAAGAUAAUAUCCUGAGAGAAUUUUGAAAAUCAGGAAAAGAAUGGAAGUAAAUCAGAGUCACAUGCACAAUAAAAGGAAGCCAUACUUACGCCUAAGAUAUGGAUGCCAGAGGAUAAGUAUGACAUGAGCAAAAACCGUAUGGCUUUUCUGAUGUGUGUGACAACAAGGAGGCCUGGUGCAGAAAAGGAUAUUAAAAUAAUGAAUACGUGGUUUGACCAGUUCCAGUUUGAAACACCUUCUGGACAGUGCAUAGAUCCUAAUGGGCAGGAAAUAUUGCCAGCAUUGGAAGAAUUCCGGGAUCAAAUCAAUCAAUCCAAGGAUGAAGUUAGCUGCUGCCUCAUAGUUCUUAUGAGUCAUGGGAGGAGUCAUGGCCUCAUUCAGGGGAAAGAUGGUGUCACAGUCGAUCUUGAUGAUGUAUUUGCACUAUUCAACAAUAUACAAUGCCCAAAGCUCCAAGAAAAACCUAAAAUCUUUAUUAUUCAGGCAUGCAGAGGAGGAAAAGAAGAUCAUGGAGUAGAAGAAAUAGAACAGGUGUUUGAGGAAGCUGAUUGUACUUAUAACUUGAUAGCUAUCAGGAGACUGCCAACAGCUAGUGAUUACUAUGUUGUGUAUUCUACUCAAAAAGGUUAUGUUUCUUUACGUAACAGGAAAAAAGGCUCUAGAAUGAUUGAAGCAAUGGAUGAGGUCUUUUCAGAGCAUGGCAUGAAGAGGCAUAUUGGGGAUUUAUUUACAGAAAUCAACAACAACCUGGCUCACAAAACCUUUAACGUCAAUGGAUACCCUGUGAAAGAGACACUAGUCAUGGAAUCAACUCUGACCAAAGCCCUGUACCUUGCACCAUAACUGUCUAAUCAAUGGAACACCCGCUGCCUCUGGAAGUGCACAAAAUACAGUGAAUAAAAAUAAAAUAAGUAUAGAUAAUAAUGUUUAAAUAGUCACCCUCGUCCAGAUUAUAGCAAAAGUCUUCAGGAUGUUCCUUUUAACUAACCAGUGUUAUUACAGCAUUUUAACAACUAUUUUCAGCACUAGCUUUUUUUUUUUAAGUACUAUUUUUAGAUAGAACUUUUUACAAGAUCUUUGGGGAAAAACAGUUAAAGAUCUUGUAUUUGUCAUCUGCUAUAUAUUUUAAUUUAGAGAGUUUUUCUGUUUGAUCAAAAACUCCUUCUAAAUGGUAACAGCUAAGACCACCAUAUUCUGUAUUUAGCUUCCUCUUAUUAUAACUUAAAACAGUGUCAGGAAAACAGGGUGUGCCUAGAAUGGGAGUGCUUCUCAUAAAACCAAACAAAAAAGAGGCAGAAUCACCAAAUCAAAUACAGUCCUCAAGA
This is a messenger RNA of Pelodiscus sinensis (Chinese soft-shelled turtle), 1557 nucleotides long. The record is from RefSeq and is a predicted model, not a curated record. Lineage: Eukaryota; Metazoa; Chordata; Testudines; Trionychidae.